AUGCCAUUAACCGAUGUAAAAGAAUCAUUUGUCGGCUGUGUUCUUGAGAUAAGAUGGAAAUGUAAAGCUGGCCAUUGUGGUGAAUGGAAGUCAAGCAAAAUGGUGAAGAAAGUUGUAUGUGAACAAGUUACUGACUGCAGCCGCAUUAUUAUUCACUGGCAAUAACUACACAAAGGUGGCGUUAUUUUCCAAAUGUCUUUCGUUGGCAUUCUUUGGCUCGUCAUCUUUCCACCAGUACCAAAAGCUGUACCUAGCACCUCAAAUUCAUUUAUGGUGGGCUGAUAUGCAAGAGAAAAUAUUUUCUUUGCUGGGACACAGCCAGUUGUAGCUGGAGACAGGCAAAUGGAUUCACCUGGUUUUUCUGCGAAAAACUGUGUUUACACACUAAUGCAUGAAGAACUUGAUUAUGUUCUUCAUGUGGAAGUGGUUGAUGUAUGCCACGCUCAAUUGAAGAGUGUAGUCAUGGAGAAAGUUGGGUGUGAAUAGGCAAUGGAUUUCCUCAUGCAGAAGUUAUCUGUACAGGAACUUGUGACUGAUGCUUCAUCUCAGUUGAUUAAAAUGUUGGGUUAGUAUUUUAGUCAAAUAAUAUAUAUCUUUUAUAAAAAAGGAAUGUUCUGUAUACUGCACACAUUCACAGAGCAAUAGUUACAAUAAUGCAGUACAGUAAUAUUAUAUAUGUUCUAUAUUUUUAGCCACGGAUAAGAAGUACGAAAACGUUGCUCAUCAGUUGGAUAUAUGGGCAUAAAAGCAACAAGUUAGACAAGAAGAUGAUGAAGGUUGUUUGUAUUUUCCUUUUUAUUCCCUGCAAAUGACUGACUGAAUGAAUGGUGACUCAUAGUUCGAAAAGGGUUUUAUCCCCCUUUUUAAAGGGUCAGUGUCAGGGCAUAUUAAGUUUAUGUCCAUAAUAAAUAACCAAAUGAUUGCAGUGGAUUGUUGUUGACAAAGAACUUAAUUUCAAGUUCACAUAUCAUUUGGAUGCCCCUUUAAAUAUUCCACCACUUUACCAAUGUGCCCCUUUUUAAAACUUCCCAUCCCCCCCUUUAUAACUUGUUGGCAUUCCUGUUUAUUUAUGCAUUAUUUAUUUCAAGGCUUGUAAGGCAAAAAAAGAACGAGAUAUUGAAGGCAUGGGUAGCACCUAUUCAGAAUCACUUUUGGCAUUGUGUUAAAAAUUGUGGUGGUGAUCUAAAGAACCUAAAGGUAAGAUACAUUGCACACAUCAUGUUUUUGUCAUAAUAUUUCUCCCAGGCAAUAUUUUGCUGUUUCUAUAAAUUUAUCUUAUUUUCUGAAACAUUGCCCAUAGUAUGUUUUCCCCAACACCUCCCUAUCAGAUUGCACUGCAUCAAUCUGUCUAAGAUGUACGUACAUGAGUCAAGUAAUAUUACUGCAUAUUUAAUUAAUUGCAUAUCUCAUAUUUGGCUUUAAACUUAUGUCGUUUCAUGUACUCUCACUUUAUUAGACUGACUGGGUCCACGUCUUAAAACAUGUUGCCAACAUUCACUCAUGGUAUAAUGGCCAAUGCUCGCAUGGACCUCUUGAUGAUGUCAGUGAAAGGGAGUGGAUAAACAAGGACUCUGCCCCAAUGCAAGCCCUCCGAAAUAUUGUCCUCAAUAAAAAAUUUCUAAAGUCACUGCCAUUUUACACUCGUUUUCGGUGAGUAAAAUGAUCAACAAUUAUGGUUUUUAUUAAUUUUCCAAAUAGAUAUAACAUUUUACACUAUACUAUGUGAUUACCCUAUUGACAGUUUCAAUCCACCCCUAUACAGUAUGUCCUAUGUGUACCUUGCUAUAUUACACUGCCAAACACUGGCUAAUUUCACUUGUUAAGAGGAUAGUCUUGUAAGUAAUAUUUAUCCUCCUUGAUCAUUGGGCUUGAUGAGUAAAAUCAUUUGGUGCUAGACAGAGUAAACAACAUGGGUUGCUAUUCUGAUUGUUUCUAAUUACAGGCACACAGGAAAGUUGGAGGCAUAUCACAGUCACAGAUUGAUGUAUGCCCCCAAACGCUAUGGUUUCUCAUAAGUAUUGAACAGCAACAAAUUAUGUUGUAUUAUCAUGUUUGUAACCACUUGCCUACUUUGUAUAGCAAUUACAGUCAUUUUAUACCAGAAUACAUUUUUUAUAAACCUAUAUUCAUACAGUGAAUUUAUGUUUAUAGAUACGAGGGUUUGAAAGCUCGCAGCAUCCUUGCUGCUAUCGACCACAAUCACCAUCUUCAUCGCAAGCAAGCGCGUAAUAGUAAAGGAGAGUUGGUGUACUCUAGGAGAUGGAGCAAAAGCGUGCUAAAAGAUGGAAGGUUGUUAUCAUCAAAGAGAAGAAGAAUUUUAGUUACCUUCCUGUCAUGGCGGCUUGUGUACUGA
Messenger RNA from Paramuricea clavata, 2353 nucleotides. NCBI's taxonomy places the organism in Eukaryota, Metazoa, Cnidaria, Anthozoa, Malacalcyonacea, Plexauridae. The record is from the annotation of a GenBank genome assembly.